Vicia villosa (hairy vetch) is the source of this 678-nucleotide messenger RNA. RefSeq lists its product as uncharacterized. The record is from RefSeq and is a predicted model, not a curated record. Bases 1 to 678 code for a protein of 225 amino acids. Lineage: Eukaryota; Viridiplantae; Streptophyta; Magnoliopsida; Fabales; Fabaceae. The transcript has 2 exons.
AUGUGGGCUAUUAAAGUGGUUCUUAAGGCUUUUGAGCUAGUGUCGGGGUUGGGCAUUAACUAUAAUAAAAGCAAGUUGAUUGGCAUCAAUGUGGGUAGAGGUUUCUUGGAGGCCGCUUCUAACUCUCUUGCUUGUAAGGUAGAAGAAAGUAACUUUUUCUUUCUUGGAAUACUGGUGGGUUUUAAUCCGAGAAAAUACGAGACGUGGAGUCCGCUUAUUUCCAAGAUGAAAAAUCAGUUGGUAGUGUGGAAAAAUAGGUUUUCAAUAAAUAAUGGGUUUCGAACACCUUUUUGGGAGUCGGUUUGGUUGGACGGGAGGGUUUUGAAGGUUGAGUUUCCAGCCCUUUUUGAGGCAUCGGCGUUGAAAGGGGUGGCGGUAGCCGCGAUGGGUGGAUGGGUUGAUGGUAAAUGGGUGUGGGGGGAUAUUGGUAUAGCGGAGCACUUGUUGUCUAACGGUGCUAUUUUGGUCGAAUGGGAGGAGAUUGGGAAUUUGUUGGUGGAUUUCGGGGAUUUGGUGGAGGACAAAGACGGAGUGGAGGGGGAUCUCAAUAGCGGUGAAGGUUUUUCGGUUGCAUCGUGUUAUACGGAGUAUGCUAGUAAGCAUGCUCGGUUUGUCCUCUUUGUAGAUUUCAUGAGGCGAAGGGGUUGGUUUGGAAGUCGAACGUCCCAUUCAAGAUAA